AUGGAAGAUGAAAGUGACAGAGGUCUGUUCCAAAGAAUAACCUGCAGAAACCCCUUUUAUACUAUCAAAUUCUUCGUCGUAUGCCAAGGGUUUCUGCAGCUGGCUCAGCUGCUGACAUCUGGCUAUAUGCGAAGCACCAUUUCAACCAUCGAGAAGCGUUUUGGACUGUCAAGCCAGACGUCCGGAUUGGUGGCCUCCUUCAAUGAGGUGGGGAACACGAUGCUGAUCGUCUUUGUGAGUUACUUUGGCAGCAGACUCCACCGGCCUCGAUACAUCGGCUGUGGUGCCAUCCUCGUCUCCCUGUCUGGAUUUGUCAUUUCUCUUCCUCACUUUAUAACGGGACCCUAUGAAUAUGACCGGUCUGUUUCUGGAAUGUCAAGCAAUGCUACGGAUAUGUGCCUCCCGAAUCAGAAGGAUGUUUCCUCCAUAUUUGACGCAUGUUCUGAAAGCAAGAAAGAAAACCAUGUUGUCCUGGGUCUACUGUUGUUUGGGCAGACGCUGCUGGGAAUUGGUGGGGUUCCCAUCCAGCCUUUUGGCAUCUCGUACAUCGAUGAUUACGCCAGUAAGACCAACUCACCUCUCUAUAUAGGAAUCCUUUUUGCUACAAGUACCAUUGGUCCUGGAAUUGCAUUCAUAUUGGGGUCAGUCAUGUUACGUUUUUACGUCGAUGCUGACAAAGUUUCUGCAUCGGAAAUGCACAUCACCAACAAUGAUCCACGAUGGGUCGGAGCCUGGUGGCUCGGUUUCAUAUUUGCAUCCAGCGUGGUAGCCGUUGCCUCGAUACCUUAUUUCUUCUUCCCGAGAGAACUCCCUAUAGAGGAGGAGACUGCACGGAAGAGCUUUGCAGAAAUGGACAAGAAAGAUUUAAUGAAUGCGCUGAGAACCAAACCUGAAAAUCUGGAAAACGUUUCUCUGAUGCAGUUCAUCAAAAAGUUUCCUGUGGUUUUGCUGAGAAAUCUCAAGAAUCCAAUCUUUGUCGUGACUAUCUUGGCUCUGAUCAAUCUCUCUUGCAUGAUUGCUGGCAUAGCAACCUUUCUGGCCAAAUUCCUGGAGCGGCAGUUCACCCUGACAGCAUCCAUUGCCAAUAUGAUCAUAGGCGCUGUCAACAUCCCUGCUGCCAUGUUGGGAAUGGUACUCGGAGGUGCCGUCAUGAAGAACUGCCACCUCAGCCUCAAGCAGGCGGCCGUCAUGUGCACCGUCAGCAUGGGCCUUUGCGUCCUCUUUCAAUUGCCCCUCGUAUUCCUGGGCUGCCCUACGCAGGAGGUUGCAGGCCUUGACCACUCUGGAAGUUCUGGACAACUCAUUGCUCAAUGUAACCUCAAGUGCAACUGCUCCUCCGCAUCUUUUAACCCUAUAUGUGGUCGGGACAACCUUGAGUACGUCUCUCCUUGUUAUGCUGGUUGCUCAGGUCUGAAUUUUAAUCAUGAAACAAACAAGGUUGUGAAUUACACUGGAUGUAACUGCAUUGUUCUCAACGGAACCGCUGGAUCUGCUGUCCCUGGAACCUGCGGCACUCAUUGCUCCCACAUCCUGGUGCCUUUUAUUAUGAUCGCCUGCAUAGCUGGAUUCAUAGGGUGCCUCGCAAACACUCCGUCCUUUGUGAUUAUCCUGAGGAUUGUUAAGCCUGAAGAUAAGUCGUUUGCCAUUGGGAUACAGUUCCUGCUGCUAAGAAUUUUUGCAUGGUUGCCUGCGCCGAUGCUGUACGGCAGAACCAUCGAUACGACGUGCCUCCUGUGGCAAAUGAAGUGCGAAAAGAGAGCGGUGUGUUUAUACUAUAACAACACAUUAUUACGGCAAAAGUUUAUUGGCAUGCAAGUUUUAUUUGGAAUACUCUGCUUUUUGUCCUUUUGCGUUUUGUUCUACCUUUCCCUUCGGAAGGAGAAACGAGCCCACCAAGAGGAGUCGAAUCGCCAAGAGGAAUCGAAUCGCGUCACCGCUCCAGAAUCCGCCACAGAGUCAAACGUCUGAUCCGUGUGCCAGGAGCCUCAACUGCUAUUCUGCCGAAAGGAGGGGCCGAGGUCCAUACGUUAAGCCUGAGUUCCAGUUGCAAUGGGAACAGGAUGAGACUUGAGGACAGGCAAGACGUCCUUGCACUGUGUCCGGUUUUGGAACAUUUGUCCGUCCCUUCGUUUGUACAUACAACUUUGUGUUAGCUGCCCUGGAGCCAUUUGGUGAAGGGCUAGAUAUAACUAUUAUAAAUAAAUAUGUAACCCGCUGGUCAAUAAAAGGUCUAUCUCUAGCUCCUGAAGGCCUA
Molecule: messenger RNA, 2254 nt
Organism: Elgaria multicarinata webbii
Lineage: Eukaryota; Metazoa; Chordata; Lepidosauria; Squamata; Anguidae
Gene: SLCO2B1
Product: solute carrier organic anion transporter family member 2B1
Exons: 14
Coding region: 1-1968 (655 amino acids)
Biological process (GO): transmembrane transport; sodium-independent organic anion transport
Cellular component (GO): plasma membrane
Molecular function (GO): protein binding
Source: RefSeq, a predicted model, not a curated record